GCAUACGUAUUUUGGAUUUGCUUUAGUAUUUCCCAAACGAUCUGCUGCAGAGCUUUUCUAACCAGCCACUUGGUACAUCGAACUCAAAACAGGCAACUUCGAAAAGAGGUACCGAGUCUGUUACAAAAGUACGCAUCCGAAAGGACAACGACAAACGGAAAAACAACUCGAGCGAGAAGAAGAACGUCCUCUGCCAUGGCGACCAGUUCCGACAACCAAACAGACCUUAGCAGGAACCAUCUCUUUAAAAUAAGAACGAUCACAGCAUUUGUGAGCUUGAAGGAUUCCGAUUUUCAUCACGAUGCGGUGGCACUGAAAUCAAAACUCGAAACUACGUCGAGAGCCCUUGAGAUGGCCCGACAGCAAUUAGAGGGAAAGAGCAGUGGCAGCGGCUACGAAAUCCAAACACUGAGGGUUGCCACGAAUCCAUUUCCCGAAUAUCUUCUUGGAAGUGAUAGUAGUAGCAAGACCGCAUGCGAUGAAGCUGUCGUUCGAGAGCGAUUGAAAGUGUUGGACGACUGCUUUGAGAAACACGGAAUCGCAUUUGUAUCCCUGGGCCCUGCCUGCAGCCAAGAAACCGUCGAGGUCUGCACGAGAAUCGUCGAUUUUUCGGGGCGCUUUUCUUGCUCGGUCCAGCUGGCAUCCAACGACGUUGCCCUGGCCAGGGUUUCGGCCGAAACCAUCCUGCGCAACUCGAAACUGGGAAAUCCCGAGGACGGUGGCCUGGCAAAUUUCCGAUUUUGUGUGGCCAACGUCAAGCCGUACAUUCCCUUUUUUCCUGCCGCCAAGGCAAGGACGGAGGACGACGAAACUUUUACGAUCCGUUUCGCAAUCGGUUUGGAAAACGGGGCACUGUUGAAGGAUCUCUUGGAGAAGGACGCAGGUCGAACCAUUGCAAAUAUUUUGCCCCCGAAAACCUUGUCGCCCGCCAGCGGCAGCAGUUUCGCGGCGGGAUUCGCCGAAUCGGUGCGUCCGAUCCAAAGCAUCUGCGACAACCUUGUGAGGGAAUGGGAUGGUUCGUCCGCUGCUCUGGAAUACAUUGGAUUGGAUGCCUCCUUCAACCCGUCCCUGGACGAAGAAGGCAGCGUCGCUUCCGCGGUCGAAGCACUGGACGAGGUCUCGAGGGGAUUUGGCGGAGUCGGGACCAUCGCCGCUACGGCCGCCAUGACCACGGCAAUCCAGACCAAGCUGCCGAGCGAGGAGGAGGGUUUCGGCAUCAAGAUCACCGGGUACAACGGCCUGAUGCUUCCUCUCUGCGAAGACAAACGACUGGCCCAGCUGGCCACCGAAGGCAAGCUGCGGAUGACCGAUCUCCUGAACGUUAGCAGCGUCUGUGGAGUCGGCAUCGACACGGUCCCCAUACCGGGCGAUGCCAGUGUCGAGGAACUAACUUCGUUGUUGCUGGACGUGGCAGGACUGGCCGAGCGCUGGAACAAGCCCCUGAGCUGCCGGGUGUUUCCCGUUCCAAACAAAACAGUCGGGGAGAUGACCACCUUUGAUUCUCCGUUUCUGGUGAACUCAAAGAUCUUGCCUGUCUCGUCGUAGGAACUCGAUACAUUCAUAAAAAAGUUUAAAAUUACGC
Molecule: messenger RNA, 1582 nt
Organism: Pseudo-nitzschia multistriata
Lineage: Eukaryota; Bacillariophyta; Bacillariophyceae; Bacillariales; Bacillariaceae
Source: the annotation of a GenBank genome assembly